AUGGCAUCAAGACUCUCCUUAUCCGAAGAGUGCAGGCUUGCUCUCAAUAAUUUAGCAUCUUUUGAGCUGAAUGUCAGUGAUGCCUAUUUAUCAUUGGCCCUUCGUUAUACUGAUGAUGCACAGAUACCUCCUUAUAUUCCAUUUUUUGAAGACCAAGUUGAGGUGAAGAAGGAACAUGCAAGGCAGUUUGUAAGAUUCCUGAAAUCGUAUAGAGCUAAGGUCUCCCUUCCAGUGAUUAAGAGACCCGACAAACAAAUCUGGGAAACUGGCCUAGAAGCCGUACAGACUGCUCUGGAUCUUGAGAAACAGUUAGACUUUCUUCUGCAAGACCUCGACACAGUGGCUGGGAGGAGUGGCGAUACUCCUGUCAAAGACUUCCUGAGAGUAUUCUUUUUGAAGCAAAAAAAGAACCUCAGCUACCUGGAACACCAAGUUUCUUAUCAGAAGGAGUUAAAAGAGUCAGGCCGGGAGGAGGCAGAAGAACAGCUCCCGCCAUGCACCCUUUCCAAAAAGCCUGCUAGACGCUCCCGGAAAAAGACUUAA
This is a messenger RNA of Sorex araneus (European shrew), 543 nucleotides long. RefSeq names its product ferritin, heavy subunit-like. Gene Ontology annotation, cellular component: cytoplasm. Gene Ontology annotation, molecular function: ferrous iron binding; ferric iron binding. The record is from RefSeq and is a predicted model, not a curated record. The coding region runs from base 1 to 543 and encodes 180 amino acids. Gene Ontology annotation, biological process: iron ion transport; intracellular iron ion homeostasis. The transcript is spliced from 4 exons. NCBI's taxonomy places the organism in Eukaryota, Metazoa, Chordata, Mammalia, Eulipotyphla, Soricidae.